CGUCGCUAGCAAUAAUUAUUGCAUGCAUAUGCAGCAGGCAGGACUGAGCAGAGGAGUAUUCUAACUUUGCCAGCGUUCAGAGACUUUUCUCUCAGGAUUGGUGUGAGCUAUCUGUGACUCUGAAGCUGCUUGGAACAGGUACCAUGGCUGCCACCCACCCUCGCUCCCGCUACACUCGUCCCCUCAAGGCUACCCACACCUUCAUCAGUGGUGCUCAGACAUCUUGCAAUAGAGGGCAAGCUACUAGUUCCCCUGGCGGACACGCUCUGUGCUCAUCACUACCCACAUCUCCGAGUGGGUCCGCUGUUGGUGGAGGUCGAAGAGAAAUCAACUCUCCAGAGAGACGAAAUCAACUCUCCAAAGAAGAAGGGACAGUCUCCAAUCCCCGGCGUUCCAGUUCCAUGGGCUCUCUCUCGGACCCUGACCCCUACUGGGCCAUGUCCACCACUGCACUCAAGAGUGAGGGUGAAGGAGGUAACUCAGUGGUGACGGGAUUGUCCCACAAACGCUCAAAUUCUCUCUCCUCUGCCGAUCACAUCUCACAGAGUGGUGGCGGUAGAACAGACCACUCUUCGAAGGUGCACACAUGUAUGAGUAUAGAGGGACUCAACCAGGAGGUCUCGUGGGUGCUCGAGGGAGAGCCUAGUAUGAUGAGUCAACACCCUGACGGUCACAUUGCUCCAGUUGGACACCUCAUGACACACCUCUCAAUGGGGGGCACGCCUCCACACCAUCACACUCUCCCCUUGUCACAGUCACCCUACCCCACACCACACACAGCCUCACACCAUCACAACUCAGAGCAUUCAGCAGACCCAAUCACAGGUAACCAGACACUGUCACAGUCCAGAGGUAGCCCGGCAACACUUGACUAUAUCCACCACCAUCCCUCCUCACCCAAACCGUCAUUUGCUAGGGAACCACCUGACGGAGCAGAGCGCUGUGUCAUACGACAAGAAACUAGAUUAUAUUCAACUGACUUUAUUCAAAAAGGACCUGACAGAUCAAAGGCUAACAUCAUCUUUAAGGGCACAGUAUUUGCCCCUCUACUGACCACCCCUUCAAUGCCCGUCAGUGGAAUACAGUGCUAGCCAGGACAUUUGGACUCUGUAUAUAGAUAUCGAUACUUUAUCCCAUAAUUUAUGAUUUUAUCUUAGCAAUGUCUUGUACUUAUUCCUCUGUUUAUCUACAUUUUCAACA
This is a messenger RNA of Halichondria panicea, 1200 nucleotides long. RefSeq lists its product as uncharacterized. NCBI's taxonomy places the organism in Eukaryota, Metazoa, Porifera, Demospongiae, Suberitida, Halichondriidae. The record is from RefSeq and is a predicted model, not a curated record. The transcript has 9 exons. Bases 144 to 1091 code for a protein of 315 amino acids.